This is a messenger RNA of Schistosoma guineensis, 342 nucleotides long. Lineage: Eukaryota; Metazoa; Platyhelminthes; Trematoda; Strigeidida; Schistosomatidae. The record is from the annotation of a GenBank genome assembly.
AUGGAUGAUUUGCAAACAUCUGAGGAGACAACCUUUGUCUCAGAUGAAGUAAAAAACAUAGUUAAAGAGAGUAUUGAAAGCAUCAUUGGUUCUAGUUCCUAUUCACACAGUAAGGUACAACAGUGGACUUCAUCCGUGAUUGAACAAUGCCUCAGUCAGUUGACUAAACUUGGAAAGCCUUUUAAGUACAUCGUCACCUGUGUAAUCAUGCAGAAAAGUGGAGCCGGACUACAUACUGCAAGUUCUUGCUAUUGGGAUAGUUCUACUGACGGGAGUUGUACAGUAAAAUGGGAAAACAAGUCUAUGUAUUUCAUUGUUACAGUGUUUGGCUUAGCGAUAUAA